Cydia splendana is the source of this 2248-nucleotide messenger RNA. RefSeq names its product zinc finger protein 501-like. NCBI's taxonomy places the organism in Eukaryota, Metazoa, Arthropoda, Insecta, Lepidoptera, Tortricidae. Gene Ontology annotation, biological process: regulation of transcription by RNA polymerase II. The coding region runs from base 78 to 1385 and encodes 435 amino acids. The record is from RefSeq and is a predicted model, not a curated record. Gene Ontology annotation, molecular function: DNA-binding transcription factor activity, RNA polymerase II-specific. The transcript is spliced from 5 exons. Gene Ontology annotation, cellular component: nucleus.
CAAUGCCAUGAAUAAAUGUAUAAUUGUGUUGUGGUGAAGUAAAGGUGUGAUACUUAGGUACGGACAUUAGGGUCAGAAUGGAGACGGUUUGGGUUAAGCCGGAGCCUUCGUGGGAAGAGUACGAGCCCGCGCCAGAGUCAGGACACUCCCCGGAAGAAACACAACCUUGGGCAGAAGUUCAGGCCACAAAGGAAAUGGCGGUUAAAGUGAAACAAGAACCCCCGGAGGAGUAUGCUGAGCCUGACAUGAGGGCGCAGUCUCCAACAGCAGGCACGAAGGAUGCAGUGGUAGUGAAACAGGAGCCUCUAGGGGAUGGUGUGAGAAUUAAAGUGGAGGUGGACAUUGAGAGAGAGACAGAAAUUAAAGAGGAACCGGAUUACGCAGGUGCGAGCGAGAGCGUGCGAGCCCCGCAGGCAGAUUUCGAAACGUCACAACUGAUACAAGAAGGGCCCUCUCGGCGCGCGGCCCACUCCGUCGCAGAACUUACCGAAAGGAAGGAGGUCUCCUGCGACAUAUGCUCAAAAACAUUCAAGCAAGCAAGCAAGUUAAAAGACCACUUGAGAAUACACACCGGUGAAAAACCUUACAAUUGCGCAAUUUGCGAAAAACGGUUCAGACAAUUAAGUCAUCUAAGAAGACAUUCUCGUAUUCACACUGGCGAGAAGCCUCACGCGUGCGACGUGUGCAAACAAGAGUUUACAGAGUUGGCUAAUUUGAGGACGCAUCAACGAAUCCACACUGGGGAAAAACCUUAUGCAUGCAAAAUGUGUAGCAAAGAAUUUGCUGGAUUAAGCUGUUUGAAGCGCCAUGAAAGAACACACACUGGUGAAAGGCCGUAUUCUUGCAAGAUUUGUGGCAAAGAGUUCACGCAGUCAAGUACGUUAAAGCUGCAUCUGAGGACACACACUGGAGAAAAACCUUAUCAAUGCGCAACGUGUCAAAAAUAUUUCAGCGGAAUGGACAAUUUGAGGAAACACGAGCGUAUUCAUUUAGGUCUAAAGCGAUUUUCAUGCGAUUUAUGUAAAAAAACCUUUACCGGUUUAAGUACUUUAAAGAGGCAUAUAAGAGUGCACACUGGGGAGAAGCCGUAUGUGUGUGAUGUGUGUAAAAAAGCGUUUUCAGGAUUGGACAGUCUUAUAAGGCACACUCGUAUACACACAGGGGAACAGCCAUACUCAUGCGACACGUGUCAAAGAAGGUUCAGGCAAUUAAGUAAUUUGAAUAAACAUAUAAAAACGCAUAUAGAGCAAAAGUUUUAUCAUUGUGGGAUGUGUACGAAGAAGUUUAGAGAAUUGUGCACUUUGGAGAAACAUGAAAGGAAGCAUCACAGUGGGGAGCCUAGCACAGUUUCGGUCGCGGGAGUGGAUAUUGAAUGCCCUACUUGACUGUGUGUGUCAGUGUCUUGAACAUAACUAUGCAUUGUUCUAGAAUAAAUGGAAAUUGUCGUCGAACCGUGGCAGGCAACUGACAAUACAAUACAAAUACUGUUUAUUGCACACCUCAAUAAAAGAAAACAAUACAAAAGAAAACAGAAAUACAAGCAGAGGUAAACAACAGGCGGUCUUAUCGCUAAAAAGCGAUCUCUUCCACACAACCUUAGGAUAACGGAAAUUAAUAAAUUUACAUAUGUCAGUAGGUAUACAUGCAUACAUAUGUCAGUAGGUAUACAUGUGUCAAUAUAGCAAAGCAAAAGUUGUCACCCCUGUGGACAGUAGCUAUGGUGUACAAAUGUGGUCACUCACCGAGGCGCAAAAGACCAAAUUGAAGGUUUGCCAAAGGGCUAUGGACCGCAGCAUGCUAGGAGUAAAACAGGUUGGUCAAAUUCACAACUCUAUCGCUCAAAAACGCGCUUUACUGAUGUUGGAGCUAAGACCGCCAAGCUGAAAUGGGACUGGGCCGGCCAUGUCUGCCGCAUGCACCCACAGAAGUGGGCCAAAAUAGCCACUGCCUGGGUGGGCUAGUAGAGAAUGCCUCAUGGCAUUAAGUUCGCCUUUUGUACAUUAAGUAUUAAUAAAUUAAUAAAUAAAAUAGCCUCGUUGUGGGUGCUGCAAGAUGGGCGAGAUUGCAGGCCCAGGCGGAGAUGGAGGGAUGACCUGGACGUAUAUCUCAACGGCUGUCAGGAGAUUGCUAAAAACCGAGACAGAUGAAGAUCCGAGGGGGGAGGCCAUAUAGGCUUGUAAUAAUAACCUAAAUCUUUAUUUGAAUUACUCUGUAUUUGGAGGAAACACCGUAUAUUAACUAAAAUAAA